AGUCCCUCAGGCAUCUUUACGCUUCGCUUCUCAGUCUCGUCUCUUUCUUUUGUGAUGAGCUUGACCGGCUUGCUGGCAAGACCGAUUUUGUUUAAGUAUUUGCAUUCAUUCUGCCCUCUAGUUUUUGGCUAUUGCUGAAGAGCUGCAACCUCUCGCUUUCUUCCCCAUUUCUCAUCACUCUUCCGCACCCAUGGACUCUGCAUCGUCCACCGUGGCAGCGUCCCUCACAUCGACGUCUCAUGCCUCACUUGAAGCCGAGUCCAAAUUUCUGACCCGCACUCGCUUCCUCCGUUACAUUCGACUUGGGCUGGCACUUCUCAUCUUCUUCGUUGCGAUUCCCAUUAUCGCCUGCGAGGCCGUUGCCCUAGAGCACUACCGAAAGACCUCAACCUACAGCAAAGUGUGGCUCUACCUCUGGCCACUCAAUCUCGACCUUCAUCCAGCCAAAGCCCUAAUAGCCUGUGGCAGUGUCAUCGCGUUUCAGAACUUGGUCUACAUUAUCACUGCCCUCCUUCCAUCUCCCCACUCCCACAUCCGCCGCCUGAACCUCCUCGCCGGAGUCACAGCAGUCGCAGGCUUUAUCACUGCACUAGUGGGCUUUGUGUUCGUGAUCUACCGACCAGGCGCGAACGCUCGCGGCGGGUUCAACCACACGGAGACCAUCCAUUCUUGGGCCUGCAAGUGGAAGUCGUCGAGCGAUGCAGAUAUCAGUCCCCCUGCGCAUUUCGCGCGGGACUGUACUGUGACUCACGUGUCGUUCGUGUUGCUGGGGGUGUCGAUUGGACUCGAGAUCGUGAUGGGCAUCGUCGCGACAGCAGGCUUCUGGCUUGAGCGGACAGUGUCACGGCAGCGGCUGACUGAGAAGCCUUCGUUGGAGAUGGUGGGGAUGGUGGAUACUAAAGUCGAUCAGUAUCCGGGGACCUGAGAGUGAUGGCUGAUAAUGGCUGAUGAUGAAACUGAAUGAUUGGUAUGCUAAAGACUGGCCCAGGGGGUAUCAUGUAUGUAGUGAGAGGGAUAAGAUAUAGUACCUUGCGGGAAUAUAGGUGCAGUACUGUUGAUUAUUUGGCGUUCAUAUCCAAGCCCAAGCGGAGAAGUGAUAAUCUGAAAUAAUUUGCCGG
Molecule: messenger RNA, 1118 nt
Organism: Aspergillus homomorphus CBS 101889
Lineage: Eukaryota; Fungi; Ascomycota; Eurotiomycetes; Eurotiales; Aspergillaceae
Exons: 2
Coding region: 191-925 (244 amino acids)
Source: RefSeq, a predicted model, not a curated record